AUGUCCGCACCUGCCUCACCCGCUGCGGCCACGAGCCCAUGCAAACGAAGCUCGCCCAGUGACGAGGAGGAGUCCAACGCGAAACGGCAGAAGACCGAUCUUGGGCUUUCCGCGACACCCGCCGAAGACGACGAGUCGUUACUCCCAUGCGCAACCAAAGUCAUCAUCCCUUCCCUCGACUACCAAGCAAAAAGCGGCCUUGAACGUAGUAUUGGCUUAGCAUUGCAACAUGUUGGCUUUGACUCCGCCACUACCGAGGCUAUGGAGAGCUAUUUGGUGACAGUUGAGACCUACAUGGCUUCUUUCAUCGAGGACCUCAAACGAGUUUCUCUCGCCGCGCGCCGCGAGCAACCAACGCCUGCCGACUUCGAGUCUACAAUGCAACGCUUCACCCUCAAGACGAAGGCUCUCAGACCUCACGCUCGCCAACCCGUCCCCAAAUCUAAGCUCGCCGUCGACUACUUUGACCCGAUGCCCGAGGACCCCGAUGCGCAUAUUACCCUGCCACUUCUUGGAGAAGAGCUGAGUGGCAGGCCAGAGAAGGAGGCCAAACCAUACAUUCCCAAAUCGUUUCCUGAUUUCCCGAGCAAGCACACGUACAAGUACACGCCAAAGGAGGACGAUAGCGGACGAGAUCCUCAGAAGAUGAGGGACGAGGCUGCAAAGGCAUCGAAACAAGGCGAGGAAGCCUUGCGAGGCUUGGUAAGGGCGACUAAGAUGCGGAAGCAGAAGGAGGUCAGAUCACUGUCGGAGCGCGACCCUAUGACCAAGGAGCGCUACUCGCUAUGGGCCGCGGCUAUGGAGGGGUUCAUGAAGAAGGAGGGAGGGGCAACCGGACAGCUCGAGAUCGCCGACCACAGUAUGAUUGUCAAUUCGGAUGCGCGACACUUGCGCAGAGAGGUGCAGCGUCAGGGGAAACGGGCUGCGGGUCAAGGUUAA
Molecule: messenger RNA, 939 nt
Organism: Colletotrichum siamense
Lineage: Eukaryota; Fungi; Ascomycota; Sordariomycetes; Glomerellales; Glomerellaceae
Gene: taf8
Product: Transcription initiation factor TFIID subunit 8
Exons: 2
Coding region: 1-939 (312 amino acids)
Biological process (GO): transcription initiation at RNA polymerase II promoter
Cellular component (GO): transcription factor TFIID complex
Molecular function (GO): protein heterodimerization activity
Source: RefSeq, a predicted model, not a curated record